AUGGAAAAGCGUCGCCUUCCGCCCGAAAGUUAUACGCUUGGCUGGGUCUGCGCUUUGCCCCUCGAACUGCAAACCGCUCGUGCGAUGCUCGAUGAGGAACAUCAGGAUCCCAAAUAUGACCCGCACGAGACGAGCGUUUACACGCUUGGAAGAAUCGGGCUGCAUAACAUUGUCAUUGUAUGCUUACCAGCCGGUCGCUACGGCACAGUCGCUGCCUCGACCUGCGCUUCACAGAUGAUGGAAAAGUUCCGAUCGAUCAAGGUCGGGUUGAUGGUCGGUAUCGGUGGCGGCGUUCCUAGUGACGAAGCAGAUGUCCGACUCGGUGACGUUGUGAUCAGCCAGCCUCGCGGACGAUAUGGUGGUAUUGUGCAGUACGACCUAGGGAAAAUCGAAGCAGGCGGAAAAUCCGUCAUGACCGGCUAUCCUUGUCCGCCGCCAACGAUGCUGCCGAAUUCCCUCUUGAGGUUCCGCGCAAUGAAAAGAGAUCAAGGCGACGUUAUUCUGGCCCAUAACCCUGGAGAGCCUAAGAGCGGGUUACCAAACUCUCCCUUUACCAGGGGAAGAUUAUAA
Molecule: messenger RNA, 570 nt
Organism: Aspergillus calidoustus
Lineage: Eukaryota; Fungi; Ascomycota; Eurotiomycetes; Eurotiales; Aspergillaceae
Source: the annotation of a GenBank genome assembly